Messenger RNA from Talaromyces stipitatus ATCC 10500, 877 nucleotides. RefSeq lists its product as uncharacterized. NCBI's taxonomy places the organism in Eukaryota, Fungi, Ascomycota, Eurotiomycetes, Eurotiales, Trichocomaceae. The transcript has 2 exons. Bases 127 to 648 code for a protein of 173 amino acids. The record is from RefSeq and is a predicted model, not a curated record.
AAUCAAGUGUGGGGGUAUAUAAAGCGUAGGGAAGGGUUCUCAUAUUUCCCUCAUAUCAAGACUUCGUUCCACCUACCUAUUUUCCCAUCUGUAUCGGUGCAGUUAUCUGCAAAGCAUUCAUCCACCAUGCCUGGCCUUUACAAGCAGACGGUCCCCGUCUUCAUUCACUACUUGAUUAACCUCUCGCACUUGCUUACGAAAGGCGCCCAAUUCUGCGAACAGAAGGAGGGUAUGACAGCUGCAUCUAUGCUGUCAUUUCGGCUCAUCGAGGAUAUGAGGGGACUGGCGUACCAAGUCCAAAGCUGCUCCAACACAGCAAAAUUCACCAUCGAGCGCCUUGGACCUCACGAUGUCCCAACGCUAGAAGAUACCGAGACCACCUUUGACGAACUCCAAGAACGCAUCAAGCGCACAAUCGAGAUCCUCGAGACAGCCAAGCCCGAAGCCAUGGAUGCGAUGGAGGAUAAAGAAGUGAUCAUGGAGACCAAAAUGGGUAACUUCCGGUUUGCGACUGGUCAGGAAUACGUGUCAAAUUAUGCGAUUCCGAAUUUCCACUUUCAUUUGACGACGGCUUAUUGUAUUAUGCGGCAUUUGGGGGUCCCGUUGGGGGCAUUUGAUUAUUUGAAGGAUGUUUUUCAUAAGGUGUAGGCAGGGCUUCUAAUCGUGAUGGACUUUGGUACUGGCUGGUAUUAUCAGUCCGGCCAGGUGUGAAAGAUAUAGCUCGAUAACACGUAAUUCCUUUUAGAGAUGACAGUGGUAUUAUGAAGACGCUGGAAUAGUUCGUAUAGACUAAAGCCCUAACCCUAACACAACUAGUUAGCCGUAGUUGCGACCAUAUGGACCUUUAACAAUAAUAAUACUGUCAGCCAUGUAUUAC